AUGGGUAGUGAAUUUAGUAAACAAACAUUGAAACCACAGGCCGAGAAACACAUUGCCAUUACUAUAGAGGUAAGUUGAAAAUUAAUAUCUUUAAAAUUUUUAAGAGGCUUUAAAAAAGUUUUUUUAAGUGUUGAAUAUUCAUAACAAAAAUCUUUUUUUCAGCGACCAGACGUACUGACCUUAAUGGAUUUUGAUGGAGAAGAAGGAAUAGUGUACAAGACGUUAACGGAAAACUGGAUGGACGAGGUGACAAGUUGUCAGCAAACGUUAUAUUUCUAUUGUUUUUUGCUGGCUAAAAAGCCUUUUAACGUAAGUUUAAUUAAUUUUUACGAUUUUUUUGACUGAACGUAUGAAAGGAAAAAUUUUAUUCUACCGAAUUCCUUGAAAAAAUCUUUAGGUACCUAUAUUAAUGUCAAUCAACAACACGGAGUAUAUUCGAAAUGCUGUACGUGCACGACAUUCGUUUUGCGAUGUUUUGUCAAAAUUGGACGACCUGGGAGUCAAACUUCUUACUACAGCAUAUUUUGGCAAAACUUUCACAAGGACCACGUUGGUAUUACAACGAGAUGUUUACAAUACUGUAAGUUUAUGUUUUACGGGUAAUUUGGGGAAAAAUAUUGAUUAAAAAUGUUGUUUCGAUACUUUAUACUUUAAAAGUUACCUAAUUUUCAGACUUCCGAGUCCUACAGUACCAGAAACGUAGACGAAUUGUACAUAUGUGUAGCGAUACGAAGCAAUAACGCUAUUAUCAUACCAGCUACUGCAGGCCUAUGUCGUUUUCCGAUCAGUUGGAUUCAAAACGAAUUUGGCCAAAUGAUAGUGAAAGCGGAUAUUAAUGACGAUUUUGUGGAUUUCACAUUUAAAGAUGACUUAUUUUCUGCAUAUUCAAUCACCUAUGAGAAUAUGAUACAUGGCAAACGAAUGUUUUUAGGAUUGAUUAGGCAGUUAGCACAAAGAGGAUACGAAUAUGUGGCACCGAUAAGUAUCAAAGGAUGUACUAGAAAUGACACUUUUUAUUUUAAAAUGGUGGGUUUAAAUUUUUAUUGUGUUUUUUGGGCUGUAGAUGUUGAGAAAUGGUGUCGUUAGUGCUAAUAAUGACAUUUUAGAUAAGACAGCCGGUGGAAAAAGAUAAGACUUACUUUUUUAUUUCACCAGAAGAGAAAAACCGGCUACGGCUAUAUGAAACACCGCCAAUUAUUGCUGAAUUCAUCAAGAAAACCAUCUCUAGGUUGGUAUUGAAGGAAGUCAAGAGGCCAUACGCAAGUUUUUUGAUUUUAUACAAACAGUCCAUUAUAUUAUAUUUUUUCUGCUUUUCAAUACAAAAGGUGAUUUUUUAAAAUUUUAAGCCUAUAUUUUUAGUUAGGAUGCACGGAGAUCAUUUUUGCUGGCCAGCCCUUUAUGUGCAACGAUCGAACAUUGUUAUUGACUCAAAUUGAUAUGUUAGAGAUAAUCGAAAGUCUGAGAAAAAAUGGCUUCAAAUUGGUUGGCCAUUUACAAACGACUCUCAAUGUUAACGAAAAGGUACGUAGUUGUUAUUUAUAGGUAAUGUCUUGAACUAAAAAAAAAUCUUUGUGAUGGGAAUACUUUGAGAUUUUCGUUGUGGGACAUAAUACAAAACGUCAUUAUUACAUAAAAUGCAUUAUGAAAUUGUUUUAUAUAAUAUGCUAAUUUUUAGGCAGUAAUGCUAUUCGAAAGCACAAACGAAAAGCCGGUACCAAUUUUUGCGAUCUCAUUUCAAGGUGCUGAUGUACUGCAGGUACUAAAAGCGCCAAUUCGGGUAGUUACAUUGAUUAGAGAAGCUAUUUGUAAUGUGUGGCAAAAAGCAAUCCAAGAAGAAAGUAAGACAUACUUUUAUACUUUUUAUGAAAUGUAGACUAAUUACAGUAGUUUAUGGUGGGAGGGGUAUUUUUUGGGGAGUGGGGGUGGUUAGGGUUUUUAGAUUUUAACUCAAAUUUUUAGGUAUAAUCUUGAAUGGAACAGCUUUCAAACUAAAAGGUAGACCGUUUGCAGCUAGAGACACGUCGAUAGACUGCCAACAUGGCUUGCAUAUGUUAAUAUUCAUAAUUGAAAAACUGUCUGAAGUUGGAUGGAAGUUCAAAAUAGCGUUAGAUGUUGGAAGUCGGGCCACAUCUGAUAGUGAAAUAGGGUUUCUUGAAGAUGGAAUUAUGAUGAUUUUUGAAGCUAAUUUGAGUUCCGGGAACGGUGAGGGCAAAGUGUAUGGGGUGGGGUGA
Messenger RNA from Bursaphelenchus okinawaensis, 2231 nucleotides. NCBI's taxonomy places the organism in Eukaryota, Metazoa, Nematoda, Chromadorea, Rhabditida, Aphelenchoididae. The record is from the annotation of a GenBank genome assembly.